AUGUAUCGACGACGACAACGUCCGGCAAAACGCCAAAAGACGAUUAUUGACAAUGUUCAUGAUCAGGAAGAUGAUACGACUGCUGUAGGAGUAGUACAAUUUGCAUACGAAGGAAAGCCCAAGAAAACCAUCCCGGCGGGUAUCUCUCAUGUCACCACGAGCGAAGCGGUGGAAAAAAUAAUUACCGAAUGCUUUCGAAAUUGCCAAACGCUCCGUCACCUUUCGAUUGGGCGGAGCGUGAGAGCCAUAGACAUGGGAGCCUUUAAAGGGUGCGCCAACUUGACCAAGGUGGAAUUUCAGGAAGGACUAAGGUGCAUUCGUGGUCAGGCGUUCCGAAAGUGUACUUCCCUGUUGGAAGUGGAUCUUCCAAAAACAGUCACGUCCAUUGGUAUGGAUGCGUUCGAAGGAUGUUUCUCGCUGAAGAGUGCUCGGUGUCAUGAACAAGGAUCGUUGGAUACCAUCGGCGACUGUGCCUUUAUGAACUGCUCUUCGCUAGCUGAUGUGACUCUUCCACAGAAAAUGGAUUACAUUGGUGCCGAAGUGUUCAAAAAUUGUACAUCCCUAACUGCUGUUGCUGUUCCAAAAUACGACUAUAUUCGACCCGGCACCUUCAGGGGGUGCACUAGCCUCUUCGGCGUCGAGAUUCAACAGAUUGACGAAUUGCGAAUUGAAGGAUCGAUUUUCAAGGGCUGCACAAAUUUGAUCAACGUUUGGGUCCCAAAUUGGAAACAGGGAUGGGAUUCCUUUGUUGGCUGUGAAAAGAUGCUAAUUAAUGGCAAGAAUCGGAACGAGCGAUAUGAGAACCUCGUCCGGCGUAUUCGAGAUCGAUACACCUACCUUCCGGUCCACAAGGUAUGCUACUACUCCUCGCGAGCGACCGUGGAGGAACUAAUGGAAGUACUUGGCACUGACGAGAAUGCCUCAAAUGCGGAAUAUCUUCAAGACUGUUUUGGCUUGACGCCAUUUCACGUUAUCGCUACAGCAGCAAAUCCGAGAAUUGACCUCUUCCAAUGCCUUGUUGAUCAUUAUCCUAUCGAGGUUCUGGAACGAAAAGACACACAUGGGCAAAUGAUGAUGCAGUAUCUGCUGAAACAUACGUCCAGCCAUGCCAUGCCGUUUGUGAAAAUGGUACUCCAGAAACUAGUGAUGGAUAAAUUGAAUAUGCGGCAUCUUGGGCAAUCCAAGGAAGCCGAGCUGCUUCGUCGAUUCGAGUCGAUACAGAGCGAUGAUGACUUUGAGACUAAAUGCCAACGUUUCGACAGUUUCAAGAAGUAUGCGAGAUACUGCGUGAUGAUUGAAGCGACAUCACUUAUAGAGCUAGCACUUUGGAAGAUUCAGAUGAGCCUGAUGCGGAAAGAAGAUUUGGAAACUGAUUACACUAUCCGAAAGGACUGUCGGUGUCAAUGUGGUGCAGAUGUCGUGAUUGGCAAUGUGUUUGGGUAUUUGUGCAAAUCGAGGUCUGAUCUGUUUUCGCAUGGGAAUGACGAACGCUAUUCAAUAACGGCAGUAUGUUGA
Cylindrotheca closterium is the source of this 1515-nucleotide messenger RNA. The record is from the annotation of a GenBank genome assembly. NCBI's taxonomy places the organism in Eukaryota, Bacillariophyta, Bacillariophyceae, Bacillariales, Bacillariaceae.